Cotesia glomerata is the source of this 987-nucleotide messenger RNA. RefSeq lists its product as uncharacterized. The record is from RefSeq and is a predicted model, not a curated record. Gene Ontology annotation, molecular function: nucleic acid binding. Bases 1 to 987 code for a protein of 328 amino acids. Lineage: Eukaryota; Metazoa; Arthropoda; Insecta; Hymenoptera; Braconidae. The transcript has 3 exons.
AUGGGAUGGAGUAAAAGAGGAAAUGGAAAGAGCUACGAUAGUCUCAAUGGUUAUGGAAAAAAGAAGAUCAUGAUUGCCGGAAAAACUUCGUCGGUAGUGCCAAAUCAAUGGAAGCAUCUGCAGGAGCAUAUUUGUUAUGCAUUGGCUCAAAAUGUAGGUGAUAGCAAAAAUUUAGCAAAAGCUAUAGGUAAUAUACCUAAUCAUUUGUACGAUAACCACGAGAAUUGUGGAUCUUGGUGUUGUCGCAGAAGUGGCUCUGGGGAACAAAAAAUUUUGCUUACAAACCUAACUUUAUUUGAUAAACUAUCAGCUGUAUGUGACAAGUACACUGCUAGUGCAAAUAAAUUUUCAAUUCCUGCUUCGAGCCAAGCUAAUGAAUCAUUCAAUAAUAUAAUGGCUCAUAAAUCGCCAAAAAACAUUUGCUAUAGCAAAAGCGAAUCAUCAAGUUAUCGUCUCGCUAGUUCUGUGUGUACCAAAAGUGAUGGCGAUUCCUGUAUCGUUGGAAUUAGAAAAAAACUAAAGUUGUCACCAGGGUUACACACUUCGCUUUAUGCAGAGCUAUCAGAUAAUAAGCGAAAGAAACGUGCAAUAGAUGCAAAGCUGCCGGUUGCCAAGAAACGUCGUGUACUUGUAACUCAAGAACGUGAGAAAUUAAGAAAGAAGAAUGAAAAUUCCGAAGGCGUUCAAUAUAAAUCUAACUGCGGUCUGUCGCAAGACGGUGAAGAUUUUGAAGCCUUUGACGAAUCACAAAUUAAAGGUCCAGAUAUUCAAAUGUCACCAGAGACAUGCAAUUUAGUUUUUUUUUAUUUAGAAACCUCGGGUUUCCGUAAAAGUGACGAAAUUCUUCAAAUUGCAGCAUCUUGUAAAGGGCGAAAAUUUAGUGUCUAUAUUAAUCCUACAAAAAUCAUUGAUGAUAAAGCUUCCGCGUAUACUGGUGUUACGUUCUCAAUUUUUAGUAUUUAUUUUAUUACGCCUUUAAAUUGGUAG